AUGGCGGCAUCAGGAAUCGAACCACCUCCCCGGAGAUUCUACCUAGGAAAUGAGUUUGUCGAUAGCGUCAGACCUCUUGGAGACAAAUUGACGUUGCUCAAUCCCGUAGAUGACUCUGUGGUGGCUGAUGAUGUUCCAGUCGCCGGCAAAGAAGACGUGGACCGCGCGGUGGCUCUUGGAAAGGAAGCCUUCCGGAGGGGCCCAUGGGCAAAAUUCACAGGGAUUCAGCGUUCGGCGUGCCUGAACAAGUUUGCAGAUCUCGUUGAAAAAAACGUAGAGCGACUGGCAUACGCAGAGUCCCUCCCCACGGGGCGGCCUGUCGCGGGCAUCAUCCACUUUGACUUGGCGCAUAUGGUGCAGGUCUACAGAUGCUGGGCCGACAAGAUCGCCGGCGAGUCCUUUGGUGAAGACAACGGAUUCGCCAAGCUCGUACGAUACAAACCGCUUGGAGUCUGCGCGGGCAUCGCGUCCUGGAACGCCACGUUCAUGUACAUCGGAUGGAAGCUGGCCCCAGCUCUCGCAGCAGGCAACACGGUCAUCUUCAAGCCGUCCGAGAAGUCUCCCCUUGGCGUACUGGCUCUGGCGCCUCUUUUUGCCGAAGCCGGCUUCCCACCGGGCGUGGUGCAGUUCAUCACAGGCGGACGGGACACCGGCACUCUGCUGGCCUCGCAUAUGGGCAUUGCAAAGAUCAGUUUCACCGGUUCCAUCGCUGCUGGGAAAGCUGUCCAGGAGGCUGCCACAAGGAGCAAUUUGAAGAAGACCACACUUGAGCUCGGUGGAAAGUCGCCAGCUCUGGUGUUUGGAGACGCAGACUUUGAAAAUGCAGUUGGGAGCGUUGCUGGGGGGUUCCUUGCGAACUCGGGUCAGAUUUGCGUUGCCGCCUCAAGAGUACUAGUGGAAGAAUCAAUCGCGACCAAGUUUCUCGCUGCGGCCAAAGCCACCUUCGACGGCAUUGGGGCACAGAUGGGCAGCAGCCCACUCGAGCUGUCCACCAGUCAUGGCCCAGUGGUGGACAAGCUGCAGUUUGACCGCAUCAUGUCGUACAUUGACAAGGGAAAGGCAUCGGCACAGUUGCUCACAGGAGGCAAAAGGAUCGGCUCGAAAGGGUGCUUCAUCGAGCCUACGCUCUUCGUCAACCCGGACCCGCAGAGUCCAAUAUGGAAGGAGGAGGUCUUUGGGCCUGUGUUGACGGUGAGAACUUUUAAGACAGAGGAAGAGGCUAUAGCGAUGGCCAACGACAGCAUGUACGGGCUGGCUGCGUGUAUCUACACAUCCGAUCCUCCUCGUGAUGGAUCCAACUGA
Diaporthe citri is the source of this 1302-nucleotide messenger RNA. RefSeq lists its product as uncharacterized. The coding region runs from base 1 to 1302 and encodes 433 amino acids. NCBI's taxonomy places the organism in Eukaryota, Fungi, Ascomycota, Sordariomycetes, Diaporthales, Diaporthaceae. The record is from RefSeq and is a predicted model, not a curated record. Gene Ontology annotation, molecular function: aldehyde dehydrogenase (NAD+) activity. The transcript has 7 exons.